This is a messenger RNA of Myxocyprinus asiaticus (Chinese sucker), 1246 nucleotides long. RefSeq names its product testis-expressed protein 9-like. NCBI's taxonomy places the organism in Eukaryota, Metazoa, Chordata, Actinopteri, Cypriniformes, Catostomidae. The transcript has 12 exons. The record is from RefSeq and is a predicted model, not a curated record. The coding region runs from base 12 to 1196 and encodes 394 amino acids.
ACAGACCCGCGAUGUCCACCUUUAAAAAGCCUCAAACAGCAGGUUCAGAAAGGCCCUCCAGACCCAGAUCUCAGAACAGGCCUUCCUCUAUCCCUUCAAAGAAACCACCUCAAGUGGACCUCUUAGCCAAAGAAGAGGAAUACAAGCGUCUCAAUGCAGAGCUAGAGGCAAAAACGGCAGAACUUGUGCGGGAAGCAGAAAAAGUAAUGAGGGAACAAAAUGAGGUGCUCUCAAAGCCAAUCUCUUCCCACCUCUCCACUGACAUUGAGUGUGAUUUUGUGGUUUCAGGGAAGGUAGAUCUAAAACAAACACACACUUCAAAGCAGCCUACCACAAAGGCAUUGAGAAAUAAGACCUCUGCAAAGCCAAACAAGCCAGGCUCAGGAAGCAAGAAUAAUUUUCAAAAAGUAUCACAGACUGUGGUUGAUGAUGUUGCCAUUCCUGAAGACUUUGGGGAUUUCUCACUAGCUAAGACAAUUAGCAUAAUUGAGGACAAAAUGAGUGAUGAUGUUACGGAGGAACACUUGCAGGAUGACAUUAUGCCAAGUGCUGGGGAUGAAAUGGGUGCAGGUAGGUUAAAGAAGGCUCAAAUUAGGUUUUUGAAGGCAAAACUUCGAGUAAUGCAGGAGGAAUUAAACAGACUGUCAUUUGAAUGCAACAAGAAGGAUGAUGAAAACAGUACUUUAAACAGCAAACUGAAGGAAAUGGAGGAGGAACGGACAAGACUGCAGAGGACCACAAAUGUCCAGCAGACUCAGAUUGAGAAGCAAAGGGCUUUUGCUGAAGAAUCCAAGAGAAAGUGUGAGGGUCUGCAACAGCAAGUGGCAGUACUACAUAAGGAGUUGGAAGGCAUGAAGAGGGCCCAUAAGCAGGCAGCCAGCACCCACAGUGCUACAGAGGUGCGGUUGAAUAGAGCUCUGGAGGAGGUUGAGAAGACCAAAGCUCAACUUAACAAACUCAAACAGAGCAGUAAGGAUUCAACCUGUCAGGAGCAGCAAAGGAUUGAAAGCUUACAAGCUGAGAACAGAAAACUGGAAAGACAAAAGGCUGAGCUCAUCACGGGUUUUAAGAAGCAACUUAAGCUAAUAGAUAUUUUAAAAAGACAGAAGAUGCAUUUUGAAGCGGCCAAGAUGUUGUCCUUCACCGAAGAGGAGUUUAUGAAAGCUUUGGAUUGGGGAAAUAACAGUGUCUCAUAGGUUUCUAUAUUGUAUAGCUUGUACAAAAUUUAAAAAUAGAGAACUUUGUG